UAAAGAAUAAGCGUUAUGGGCAUAGUUUUACGCACGGUAGGAGACAGAAACGCGUGAAAUGUUGUCUGCAAUGUGUCAGGAUUCAGCGAACGAGUGGCGUCCCCUUUAACGUCGCUUUCAUUGACUUGUGUAUCGGUGCGCUUCGUGUCCCCACCCUCCGCCAGUUCCGUAGUUACGUUACCGAUCUCACCGGAGCAUCACAUCAGACCGCCGGUGGGCGAGUCCGGGUGUGUCUGUCUGACUGUGCGCGCGUGCGUCUUAGGAAAGCACGCAUAAAACACCGCGAGGAAAGGAAAUAAAAUGCAGGAAAAUCGAACUCCGUCACAUUUGUAUUACUAGACACUUGUUUAUUGCUCUUGGAAAAGGAUUGAAGCAUGAAGAAACAUAGCCCCGCGAAGGUAGCACUGGAAGUCACCGUACCAGACAACGAGGCGACUGUACAACAACUCAACAAGCUGCUGUCCAACGGCAGCGGUUUCUACAGCCUGCCAGCACAACAUUUCAACGAGGUGUUUCCCAAGAUUUACAUCGGCAAUGCGUUUGUGGCUCAGAAUGUGAUGCGUCUACAGCGGCUGGGUGUGACACACAUACUAAAUGUCGCUGAGGGAAACUCUUUCAUGCACGUGAACACCAACGCAGAGUUCUAUGCAGGAACUGGGAUUACGUACCAUGGCAUAAAGGCCAAUGACACUGAGCAGUUCAACAUCAGUGCCUUUUUUGAGGAAGCGUCAGACUUUAUCGAUAAGGCUCUGGCACAUGGAAAAGGAAAGGUGUAUGUUCACUGCCGUGAGGGCUACAGCCGUUCGCCCACUAUUGUUAUCGCUUACCUAAUGCUGCGCCACAAGAUGGAUGUACGAGUUGCCACAGCUACAGUAAGACACAAGAGAGAGAUUGGCCCCAAUGAUGGAUUCCUGUGCCAGCUAUGCCAACUCAAUGAAAAGCUGGCAAAGGAAGGCAAGUUGAAGACCAAAUGAAAGAAUGCCUCUAUGUGCUCUACCCCUCCACAGAGGGAAUUAUCUCUCUAAAUAUUAACACAAAAGCAGGUGCACACGGUCAAAACGAGUGUGCACAUGCAAUAUUUCCCCAAAAGGCUGUCCUAGUGUAUUAAAUAUUUAUGCAUACACGGUAUGAUCAAACAGAGCAUAUGCAUGGAGGUAUACAGUGUAUUUAAACACACAUACAUACACCCAAAGUGUUGUCCUGAAUAAUUACUCCUGCUUCCAGCUGGCUGGUAAAGGGAAAUCUACUGGCAUAUCUGAAUACUUAAGGCUGUAGAAAGAGCAAGGGCAGCAUUUUAUAUGUCAUAACAUUUUUGUGUGCAUCAUUUCCCAUUAGUGACUAUUUCUCACUAGAGCUGAAAGCAUUCCAAUAGCCAAAUGUUUGUAUAUUUCACAAAUUCAACUUUUGGAGCAUAACAGCCCAACUGUCAUCUGUUAAGAUUGUAAAGUAGAGCACAAUCAUUCAGUGGGCUCGUAUUGCCAGAAAUAUUACAAAUGUUUAUCCCAUUCCAAUUUGUAUGUGGAAGAAUAUGAUAUUUAGGUUAAAAAAAGCAUGACAGUUUACCUUUUGCAACCCAUUUAUAGAAACCUAUAGCCAGAUUUUUGAUGGCUGUACAGAAUUUUAAAUCAGGAAUAAACAGAAGUUGUGUAUCAGUAAAUGCACUCAACGCAUUCACUCAAUAAACAAGAAGAGAUAAAUUAACAUUCCAUGUUGUACUGAUACAAUCAACCAGAUAUAUUUACAACUAGCCAUCCACAUGUUGUAGCUCUGAUUCAACAGACUCUACAAACAGGUUCAACCCGGUUCUAUGCAGCAGCCAUAAUGCACCAGCCCCAUUAGAUCUUUUUCUCGGUAAUGAUAUGGUCUUGCCACUGUCUCUCACUGCCAGUCUAAUGCCACACAUUUUGUUCGCCAUUAUGUAUAUCAGCCUUGAUCAGAGAGACACGUCCAAUAGUUGGUGAGCCUACCAACUGCCUAAUGAUAGUGCCCUUAAACAAGAUUUGUGCAUUACCUACAGGAAAUCACAAUGUUUAGUGCCCCCUCAAAUGGCUAGUUCAAACAGUGCAUCUGUGAUGUCUGUUGUCCAAGAGAUCUAAUUAAGGCAUAGAAGUAUAUGAUAUUUAAGGGUAGCUGGCGUAAAUUUGGCAUGUUAGAGAAUAAAAUAAGGUUUACAUCGUUCCUUGGGCUCAGUAUUGUAAAAGGGGUGAUUUGUCCCCCCAAUCAUGCAUCUGUCCUCGUUUUAUAUAUAUUUCUUGGGGGUUGGGGGGAGGUAUUAUGACCUUUAAGGUGGGCAACUGUAUAUGUCAUCUUUUUAUUAUUUUUCUUGAUUUGGUCCCCAUUAUUCGUCUUUCGGUGUUGGUCCAGGGGGCAUCAGAAGUUUCUGGGGGUGCUCAAGGAAAAUCUAGGGGGGCAAUGCCUUCCUUAGACCCGGCCAUGAUUACGACAUGCAUCAAUCACUACGUCAGUGUAUUACUGCAUGAUAAUAAAGCAAAAAAAGUAAAAGAGGAAAAAUAAAUUGCUAAAAACCAGCGCACCAUUUCUCUUAAUUAUAUUUGCAUUUAAUCUAAGAGCAAAGAUGAUGUUUAGAGCAGAGUUCUCAGUUAUUUUCAACAUUUCUUCUCUGACAGUUAUUUCCUUUUUAAGCCAUAUAUAACCAAGUUUAAACUCUUGUUUUAACGCAGCUAUUGAUUGAUAGGUUAGUGGCUGGUGCUUUGCUGCUUUUCGAAAGCAUUUGAAAGGGUGAGCGUUCACACUACGAGCCCAAUGUGGUCACAUUCAUCUUUGACCACUUUUGAACACCUACAAUUGUGGCUGAAGAAGACAAUUCUCAAUACGUUUUGGACCAUGUAUUUAGCGUCGUCCUGCUUCAAAUUGAUUGUCCAAAAUGCUGUCAGUCCAUUAAAUUUUUUUAAUCGCAUACGGUUUUUUGUAGUUAAUCGCAAUUAAUUGCAGAUUUUGAAAUCAAGCGUUAAUCACGAUUAAGAAAAAUUUACCCGUUAAACCUUUAAACAUUAACGCAUGAAUUCUGACAGCUCUAAUCUUAAUACCAGUUGUUAACAGGCCUUAGUCAUGUUGCGAGUUUGUGCUGCCCCAUCCCUCAUGACUGGAUCACACAAAACAUUUGGGCUAAAAUGCCUGUUAAGAUGAUACAAUCUGUUAAGAUUAGACUGAAAUGAUCUGGGACCUUGUUAAAAAUAAACUUGUUUCUAACAUUGGAAUCCUUCAGAAGAAUAUGCAGAGCUGCAGGUGCUACACCCUGCCAGGAACGGUUUGGUGGACUUUCCCACAUUAUCCUUUUGUUAUUAGUUUUCUUGUGUUUAGGAAUAAUAAUAUAUGUUCUACUUUCUACCCAUUGCGUCACCAUGACUGGGUGGUUCAAGUUUCCGAACACUGAAUAGGCAUUGUUGACAAACAUAUGUUAAUGUUUUCAGGUUUUUGCCAUUUUUGCAGCCUUGUUUCAAUAAAUGGUCUUUUUGGUCUGAGGAAGGUUUGAAUUCUGAAAGGUACAGUUUGUUUUCAUAGUACAGGUAACAAUUUUAGAGUAUUUCAUAAGAUCAAAAUUUUUAUUUCUCAUGAUAUGACCCCUUUAAAAGGAAAACCAGUAUCACUGCGUUUAGAAUAAAUGCAUGUAACAGAUUUGGCUUUUUGAAUUCAUUUUACUCAUCAAAUUUGAUUGAUCCAAUAAUAAGGGCCCUUGGGUCUCUGCCUAGUUCUGACUGAUGGAGGGUUUUCCAAUAUCACUGAAAAUACUAUAGUACAAAUACAAGACUAGAUUAUAACACAAAGCACUACUUAUGCCUCUUUUUUUUUUAAAUUUUUUUUUUUAUAUAUUUCUAUAUUCCAGCUAUAUACUUGUAUAUACGUAUUUAGAUGUUGACAUAUAUGAAUGUAUACUAACUUUCCAUAAUAUUUGUGUAUGACCAGUAUAUAAUAACAAUAGAAAUCUAUUGUAGUCAACAUUCACUUUAUUUUAUAAUACCAUAAGGACUGUACAGGCCAUGGCAAAUUUACCCAAAGACACCAGUUUUGUUUUAUACACACAAUUGUUUGUUGAAAGCUUUUAUAUUCUUGUUUUCUUUUCACUGUGAUGGAGAGUGGCAUAGUUUGCUAUAUUUUUGCUUCAUGAAAUCAUUCGCAUUGUAUUAGAGGAUCAAAGUCUGUUUUUACAGCUAACACUGUUGCAGGCUACCUUACAGCAUCCUAGAAGCAAAUUAGCAAUUGAGUUUUUAUUAUAUAUAUAUAUAUAUAUAUAUAUAUAUAUAUAUAUAUAUAUAUACUUAAAAUUGACAAGUAAACACCUAUAUGUAACAAAGCAUUCAAGCUAUAAACAUUCCUUUACUAUAAUCUGGAGACCUAGGCUUUAUACAACCUAACCAACUGUAGCUAUGGAAACCUGUGUGCCCUCACAAAAAGGUGAACCAAUGAAGAUGGACUGCGCUAAUCAAACUAUGGGAUUUAUCUAUCAGUCAUUAACAGAUGGCUGAACUGAAAUCUGCCUGUGCUUUACAAGUGUUUAGCAGCAACUUUUAUCCUCAAAAAGAAACAAUUCCACAUUCUAAAUAAUCAUAUUUUAAAAUUCCAUAUGCCAGUGAGAAGGCUCAACAUAAAGAUGUGUUUGCUGGCCUCAUUGGCUUUUAUGCUUCAGAUGAAAACACACCCUUUUGUGAUAAUAGAUUCGUGGAGGGAGAAACACUGCCAUCUGCUGUUGAUAACCCUGUGUGGUUUGCACAAACUCUCCUGCUAUGUAUUGCCUUUUAUUUGUAUGUAUUUAUCAGAUUAUAUGUUAUACACUGUAUAGAAAUUGUAAGCAAAAAUGUAAUCAUACUGGGAUGAUUAAAUGAAAAUGACUGGUUGUUCUACUAUAUGGCUUAAUGAUGUCAAUAGCAUAUAUAACAAUGAAUCACAAUGCUGCUGCUUGGUCAUUUUGUAUUUAUGUCCCAUUAUCAAUAUAUACACUUUUUUUUUUUUUUUUUUUUUUUUAAA
Messenger RNA from Myxocyprinus asiaticus (Chinese sucker), 4983 nucleotides. Its product is annotated as dual specificity protein phosphatase 3-like. Gene Ontology annotation, molecular function: protein tyrosine/serine/threonine phosphatase activity; MAP kinase phosphatase activity. Gene Ontology annotation, biological process: negative regulation of MAPK cascade; protein dephosphorylation. The transcript is spliced from 3 exons. NCBI's taxonomy places the organism in Eukaryota, Metazoa, Chordata, Actinopteri, Cypriniformes, Catostomidae. Bases 375 to 974 code for a protein of 199 amino acids. The record is from RefSeq and is a predicted model, not a curated record. Gene Ontology annotation, cellular component: cytoplasm.